Phasianus colchicus (ring-necked pheasant) is the source of this 2397-nucleotide messenger RNA. It is a transcript of the gene NUDCD2, whose product is annotated as NudC domain containing 2. The record is from RefSeq and is a predicted model, not a curated record. Gene Ontology annotation, biological process: protein folding. Gene Ontology annotation, cellular component: cytoplasm. NCBI's taxonomy places the organism in Eukaryota, Metazoa, Chordata, Aves, Galliformes, Phasianidae.
GAGAGGGGUGUCGGGGCUGCGCGCACGCGCGAUGCCUCGCUUCCGGGUCGGGGCGGAACGGCUGGUUGGUGUCUGUGCUGUCACAUGUCGGCUCCGUUCGAGGAGCGGAGCGGGGUGGUGCCCUGCGGGACGCCCUGGGGCCGCUGGUACCAGACCCUGGAGGAGGUGUUCAUCGAGGUGCAGGUGCCGCCGGGCACGCGGGCGAAGGAUGUGAGCUGCAGCCUGCAGAGCCGGCGCGUGGCGCUGUCCGUGUGCGGCCGGGAGGUGCUGCAGGGUAAACUUUUUGACUCUACGAUAGCUGAUGAAGGAACGUGGACUUUAGAAGACCGAAAACUGAUACGAAUUGUUCUGAUGAAGACUAAUCGAGAUGCUGGAAACUGCUGGACAUCUUUGUUAGAAAAUGAAUACGCUGCUGAUCCUUGGGUACAAGACCAGAUGCAAAGGAAACUUACGCUGGAGCGAUUCCAAAGAGAGAACCCUGGAUUUGACUUCAGCGGGGCAGAAAUUUCUGGAAAUUACAGUAAAGGAGGACCAGACUUCUCUAGCCUUGAAAAAUGAACUGUUUGCAACUGUGUUCCUUGGGAGCAAUCACAAAUUACACUGGAGGACUGGAAUAUGUAACUGGUGAAGACUUCAGUGAUCUAUCCAGCAGAUUGUUGGCAAGUAAUCACUUCAGUGAAGAGAAAGGAGGUCUCUUCUAGUAGAGUGAAGAGGAAGUGUUAGUAGCUACCUUGUAACAUUAACUUUCUAGUAACUUGCUAAUGGUAAAGGGAUUAAAUACAUAAACGUGUGUACACAGAAAAUAACAAAUGGAAGCAGAACAUAUCUUUUUCUCACGCCACAGUGAGCUAGUGAGAUAAAUGUGCCACUUAUCUAUGCAAGAAUAUCUUGUUCACUGUUGAAAAUGGAUCCUAUAAGCAAGAUACUUAAUGUUUUUAUUUAACAUGCAACAUGAAAGAAUAUCAGGAAGGCUAACUGAAAUUCUGCUGCAUAGCAGCCCGGUAAGAAUUUGUGAGUGUUAUUUUAAAAAAGUGGUUUAAAUAAAGAAAACUACUGGAUUUUGCCUGAAAUGAGGUUUUACAAUCCCCUGCACUGACAAAUAUAAUACUAGUGAGAAAUGCCUGCUACCAGUUAAGUGAUAGGAGAAAACUAAGAAGUCAGAUAGAAGUCUGGAUAUAAAUAAUUGUGUGAAUGUAAUAUAGUAAUAUAUGAAAUUUUGAAAGUAAGAGAAUAUAGCAACUUCUGAAAGGAGUAGUAAGUCCUUAAGUAGAAAAUAAUAUCUUUCAUCUAUUCCUUUCUGAUACACAGCACAAUGUUUUGUUUUGUUUUUACAAAUCUAAGAACAUGCAGCUGUAGAUUUUGGUAGGUAGUUUAAUAGUCACAUCUUAAACUUGGCUAUUUAAUGAUAUAAGACUUUGCAUUUGCCAAUUUCUUAUUUCUACCUGUUCUUAGAGACAGCUGAAAAGCCCUCCAACUGUGUUAUGCAGUGUCCUGUGUCAAAUUGACUAACAGGAAGAAAAUGUGAUUGCUGAAUCCUAUUGUAUUCUGAACACUGAAAAUACUGCCUACAGUUAGGACCUAAGCAGACAGCUCACUGGUGAUAAAUUGCCAGCUGUCCAUCGUAUUACUGAACAUUAUUUUUAACAUAGCAUCGAUAAUUUAGUUGGCGUAUGGCAAAAAUGAAACGAUAGCUGGAAGAGGGCUUUCUUGUACCAGCAAGCAAGCAAUUAGUUCUCAUAAAAUAACCAAGUAUUCUUCUUCUACCCAUGUAAUCCUUAGACGAAUAUAUAGUAGGUCCAAACACCAUGCUUGGGUUUUAGAAAAUUUGCCUUACUGUGCAAACCAAAGUACAGUUUGUUAUCAGAUGUAUCUUUACCACAGUCCUGGUUUAGAAGGUAGAUAGUGUAGCUAAGGAAUGAAUGAGACUGCUGCAAAUGGUAGAACUGAGAACAGAGAUAAUAAGUAACUGUUAAUGCUGCUUCAAAGUGCUGAAAUACUAUUCAGUGCAAGAGUAUUUUACUUUACAGCAGUUACAAUUGUUUACACAGGAAUGUUUUUUAUAUCUUAUGCUUACAGAAAUUCAGACUAGAAUCUGAUGCUUUUCUGCAUGAGCAGAUAGUUUUACUAUAUAUUCUUUCAAAGCUAAGUUUUCUCGUAUUUUCUUCUUCAUGAAGUGGUGUUUUGUGCUUUAUAAAGCAUGUGUUCAGCCAUUAUAGCUUGCAAUUGUUUUAGGAGGACACAUUUAAACUAUUUGGUUUGCUGCUUCUAUUGUCUGCUGUGAUUUAUUUCCUGAAUUGGAGUCCACUCAAUUUGCAGUUAAUACUUCACCAGAGGAUGGUUUGUAUUCCAUCUUGCUGGGAUUCCAUCCCUUGUUUCUUAAAUAAACCGUAAAAGAUG